AAAAUGGUGCGUUUUGGGAUUCAUAAAAGAGCGCAGGAGGACUAGAACGACGUCGUUCCACUGUUUACAACAUCCACUAUAUAGUCCCCAACUCGCUAUAUCGUGUGGGGGACGGCUGGUUUAGGUUUUAGGGUUUCUCCUUCGCCGUUCGCUAACCCUUAUCACAGAUGGCUCCAAAGAAAGGAGUAAAAGCACCAGCAGCAUUAGCCAAGAAGAAACAGGAGAAGGUAGUGAAUCCCUUGUUCGAGAAACGUCCAAAGCAGUUUGGAAUAGGAGGGGCAUUGCCUCCAAAGAGGGAUCUUAGCCGGUUUGUGAAAUUUCCGAAGCAUGUUCAGAUUCAGAGGAAGAGACGAAUCCUCAAGCAGCGGUUGAAGGUUCCCCCAGCUCUGAACCAAUUUACCAAGACCCUUGACAAGAACCUUGCAACAAGCCUGUUCAAGAUGCUUCUUAAGUACAGGCCUGAAGACAAAGCAGCAAAGAAGGAGCGUCUCUUGAAAAGGGCUCAGGCUGAGGCUGAAGGGAAAACCGCUGAGACCAAGAAGCCUAUUGUUGUGAAAUAUGGUCUCAAUCAUGUGACCUACCUUAUUGAGCAGAACAAAGCACAAUUAGUAGUUAUUGCGCAUGAUGUGGACCCUAUAGAGUUGGUUGUUUGGCUUCCUGCAUUAUGCAGGAAGAUGGAAAUCCCAUACUGCAUUGUCAAGGGAAAAUCUCGCUUGGGAUCGAUUGUUCACAAGAAAACUGCCUCUGUUUUGUGCUUGACCACAGUCAAGAACGAAGAUAAAUUGGAGUUCAGCAAAAUCUUGGAGGCUAUCAAGGCAAACUUCAAUGAUAAGUACGAUGAAAAUAGGAAGAAGUGGGGUGGUGGGAUCAUGGGUUCCAAGUCCCAGGCUAGAACUAAGGCUAAAGAGAGGCUUGUUGCCAAGGAAGCCGCCCAGAGGAUGACCUAGGAGGCAGUGCCCUGUAUUGCUGUUUACUUAGAAUAUGAGAGUUUUGAUGGUUUAUUUGUAGAAUUUUGGUUAUUUCAAUUCAUUUGGAUUUUAACUGCGA
Molecule: messenger RNA, 1047 nt
Organism: Vitis vinifera (wine grape)
Lineage: Eukaryota; Viridiplantae; Streptophyta; Magnoliopsida; Vitales; Vitaceae
Product: large ribosomal subunit protein eL8y
Exons: 7
Coding region: 168-947 (259 amino acids)
Biological process (GO): ribosome biogenesis
Cellular component (GO): ribonucleoprotein complex
Source: RefSeq, a predicted model, not a curated record